CAUCCUGUUAGUUUUUCCCCGCUUUUUGCAACUUCAGUGUUGUGCGUGCUACGCAGUACCCGCGUGAUACAUAAUUAAACUAAUGCUAUUGUUGCAUAGUUUCGCUACCUGUUUUUAUACCAGGAUCAGUUUUCUUGUUCUUCGUUAGUGUUGGUGAUCGUAGUUUUGAUCUUUCAUAGAGUCGAUCUGGAGGAUUUCGAAAUGAAAACGUAAUAACGUUGUGAUGGUGUAGAAUUUUUUGUAAAUUUUUUAUUAAUGCACAAUAGGUCGAUGCGCAUGCGCUAAAUUUGGCGGGAUCGCAUUCUGCCCAUGUGGCCCAUGUGGCUCAUCAAACCGUUUCGUCGGGUUUUUUCGUGCAAGAAUAUUCUCGUUUAAUCAGAUUAUAACGCGUUUAAUGGAUCUAUCGUGGCAAAACCUAAGCUAGUAAUGUUCAAGAAAUAGUUGACGAUAUUUUUAGAACGAGCAACGAUACAAUUCGUUGCCUCGUUCGUUUGCGAUGUCGUUGCGCAGAUAAACACUAAAAAAACAAGCUGUUUUUAUAGCACUUACUGUGAUAAACUUUAGGUGAAAAUGUAUUGCGUAGCAUGCAAUCUAACGACACAAGCGACGAAAGCUCGCAUUUUUCUUCGAUCGAUUAUAUAAAUCAUAGAUUGUACCGGUAUUUUUAUCGGAUGUUUAUCGAACGUGAAAUUCCUUAAGGCUCUUCAAAAAUGCGUUCAAAAUUAAAAAUACACCCGAGAACACGGUGAAAUCGAGACCAAGAGCACGUCGAUUCCUCGGCAUGGCUUCACGACGCAUUCUCAGUCCGGAGCCAGUUUCGCCAUCUAUCGACAAAGAAAACAAUAGUCCAUGCAAUGCCGCCAGCCCACAAAAGUUCGCCGGUGCAAAGAAGAUUCGUUAUCCAUUGGAAGACUGUGAUCCAAACAGUCAAGACAGUGGAUACGGGACUAGUUAUCCGGAGAAGGAAGAAAAGCCGCGGCAGACGUUUCGAUUCGUUGAACCAUUGGCUGUCGCUCCUCGGCGGAUGUCGAUCGAAUGCCGCAGCCCGAUGAAAUCGCCUGUACCAUGUUCGCCACAGCGGACGCGAAUCGCGCGAUCUUCCUUAUUCCGAAGCGUCUCCUCCGGUUACGAGAGCAUGGACGACGGUUUCAACGAUUUAAUCGACGUCGAGACUCUGGACGACGCGACCCAACUGCCGAACGGGAUUUCGACUCUUCUUUGCGGUGAUAUCGUCGGUAGUAGUACGAUCACUGACACCGGCUUGACGAGCCUGCUCGAUGACGCUUCACCGUUCAAUGUCGGCUCGAGCAAUCCAACCACCCCAGAGUUUGCUCGUACCGAUUGCACCAAGAAUUUCCGAAGAUCCUUGUCGUUGCAAAACGAUAGGCCGGAAGUUCGCAAACGACCAUCCCUUUCGAAAGUACGCUCCUGUUUGUUUCGAUCACCGAGCGGUAACUCGCCCACCGUAAAUUCGCCUUUCGAAGAUAACCGGUCAGCGAUGUUCCGUCGUCGACGAUUCGGCGGCGAUUACAACGUUCUCAGCGAUUACCGUCGGGAAAAUACGAACAAUGAUUACGAGUCUCCGUCGUCGGUGAAAGCUUUCAAACGACCGGAUCCACCGAUCGACGAGAGCCCGACGUUAGCGAAAAGAUCUCGGAGAUCGAGCGGUUGUAACUUUUUCGAUAUUGUAAGAAACAUGGACGCCGACGAAAUGGUCGUGUCCAAUUCAAGGCCAGUAAUUCUGCAGAGAAGCGUUUCCAUGACGGCGCCUUCGACCGUGACGGUAGCGGACAUAGAGAUGGGGAUGGAAAUAGAGAUAACGAGAAAUGGAGAAACGACCGAUUCGGAGAAGCACGCGCACAUUAAAUCGGCUAUUCAUCGCAGCACCACCGAUACCGAUCUUACCGGAGACUUUAGUAAACCGUGCGUUCUACCUUUGGCUACCGGUCAUCACGAUGAUUUGAAAUCGAUUUCGACCAAUACGUUAGCCGCCUUGAUACGCGGAGAAUUCAACGAUCGAAUCGGUUCAUUCCAAAUCGUUGAUUGCCGUUAUCCUUACGAGUACGAUGCCGGUCAUAUCGAUGGUGCUCUCAAUUUGUACAGUAAAGAUCUGAUCGAGCGGAUCUUGUUGGAUCCUUUGACGAACACGCCGAAAAUUCAGCCGGAUUCGAACAAGAGAAAUAUUCUGGUAUUCCACUGCGAAUUCUCGUGGGAACGUGGACCGAAUCUCUCGCGGUUUCUACGAAACUUGGAUCGACAAAGGAACAAGGAACAUUACCCCGCGUUGCAUUAUCCGGAAGUUUACCUCUUGCACGGUGGAUACGAACAAUUUUACAGAGAACAGAAGGGAUUGUGCUCGCCGCAGGGUUACAGACCGAUGAGACAUCCCGAUCACGAGGCCGAUCUUCGACAAUUUCGCAAUAAAAGCAAAAGCUGGCAAGGUGAAAGAUCGAGAAUCACCGGUUCCGUCACUCGGUCCAAUCUCAAACGUUUAGGUUUCUGAAACUGUUUGUCCGUUUCUCGUUGCUUGUAUUCUUCUUCUUUCCUCUUAUAUACGAUCGAUGCUUGUCGAUGCAGCUGACAAUAAGUAAAACAUGAGAAGGAGGGGAAGUUUGUAGGCCCGAUAAAAAUGUACUCGGAAAAGUGCAACUGUUGUUAGUAACGCUCGUAUCUGUACUUUGUAUGUAAAUAGUAGAUUAAUUCGAGUACAAGAAAUCGUAAAGCGUUUGCUUUCAGCGACGAAUGACAACGAACAAACGAACGUAACGCGAUGUCGCCACGAACAUGAUUGUUAGUACGUCCUUUUUUGUAAUCACGGGUUAUCAGUUUCGUAAUGUGUGCACGUAACAGCUAGUAAGGCCUAAUAGCAAGUUACGUUUUCGGGUUACGUGUCGUCAGACUUUUCUCCAGAUCUCGGGACGUUGACGCGCAAAUUAUUCCGCUAUUCUUUUUAGCGGCGUCCGCGUUUCGUGCUAUUUCGUAUCGCCAAAGUUUAGCAUGUAUCUCUACUCGCGUGCGUGUAAAAAAUGAUAAAUACAUAUAUAUGUAGACAUUAUGUGUUAAGUAAGAAAAAGAACGCGAGGAAGUCAUUUAUAAAGAGAUUAAAGCGUUUCCGAAAGUGCAAAUUCCAUGCGAUGUAUUUCUGUAUAUAUUAUAUAUAUGUGUGUGUGUGUGUGUGUGUAUGUAUGAAUGAGAUAAAAGAUGUACGAUGUAGCGACAUACGCAUGUACAUACACCCUACCGCGAAAGUAUUCGUUCACCGUUUAAAUGAGAAUACCUUGAUUAAAAUUGGACCAAAUGACUUCAGGUUUCUCGAGAAGCUAUAGAAAUUAAUUUACUAAGAUAUGUGCCUUUAUCGUUUUAAAAAAUUACAAUUUGUUGAAAUCGUGAAAAAAAAUAGUGAAGG
This is a messenger RNA of Osmia lignaria (orchard mason bee), 3406 nucleotides long. RefSeq lists its product as uncharacterized. Gene Ontology annotation, cellular component: cytoplasm; nucleus. The record is from RefSeq and is a predicted model, not a curated record. Gene Ontology annotation, biological process: protein dephosphorylation; positive regulation of G2/MI transition of meiotic cell cycle; positive regulation of G2/M transition of mitotic cell cycle. NCBI's taxonomy places the organism in Eukaryota, Metazoa, Arthropoda, Insecta, Hymenoptera, Megachilidae. Gene Ontology annotation, molecular function: protein tyrosine phosphatase activity.